UCUUGCUCGUUCUCCAAACUCCAAUCUCUCUCUCUCUCUCUCUCUCUCUCUCUCUCUCACACACACCUCUCCUCCUUUUUUAAGCCCUUCCACUGUCCCCCAACAAUCUCUGCUAUUCUAUACAUACACACCAUACGCUGAUCACACAAACUCAAACCCAGCCCAAAACUCAAACACAAACACAAGUACAAAGAAACAUAUAGUUUUUUUUUUCUUCCAUGGCUGAGGAACAGCAUCAAAAGCCAGCGCCAGAAGUAGCAGCCUCAUCAACGGUAGUGGAGGAGGUGGUGGAAGUGAUCCCACCUGAGAAACCCAUCACAGAAAAUGAACCAGCUCCAGCACCAGCACCAGAGCCGGAGCCAGAAGCACCGGAAAAGCCUGUUACUUUUGAAGAAUUGGUGGAGGGAGAAAAAGCCACUUCGAUAGAGGAAAAGGAAAAAACCAAACCGUCAGAAGAAGCAGUUAAUGUUGCCCAAUCGGAUUCUUUCAAGGAAGAAAGCUAUGUAGUUGGGGAGCUCCCUGAUUUACAAAAGAAGGCACUUGAUGAGCUGAAACAGCUCAUCCAAGAUGCCCUUAACAAGCACGAGUUCACUGCUCCACCACCACCACCACCACCACCUAAAGAAGAAGAGAAAAAGGAAGAGAAGAAAGAGGAGAAGGAAAAGUCUCCUGUUGCUGCUGAAGAAGUGAAAGAAGAAUCAAAGACUGAAGAAGUGAAAGAAGAAUCAAAAACUGAAGAAGUGAAAGAAGAGGCUUCAAAAUUGAAGGAAGAAGUGGCGGAAGCCAAAAAAGAAGAAGAAGAAGAAAAAGAGUUGAUUGCUUUAGUGACUCCUAAAGUGGAACAAGAAGCCUCGUCCUCGAUUACGAUUGAAGCAAAAGUAGAAGAAGAAGAAGAGAAGGUUACACCACCACCACCACCACCCACUGAAGAGGUUGUUGCUGUUGUUGUGGAAAAGGAGACCUCUAUUGUCGAUGAGGAUGGUGCGAAGACUGUUGAGGAAAUCAAAGAGACCAUAGUGGAAGUCUCGGCUCCUCCUCCUCCGCCCACAACAGAAACAGAGGAACCUAAAGAAGAAGUCACUCCUCCUCCAGCUCCCGAAGAAGUCUCAAUCUGGGGAAUCCCGCUUCUUCAGGACGAGAGAAGCGAUGUAAUUCUCUUGAAAUUCCUUAGAGCCAGGGAUUACAAGGUGAAGGAUGCAUUCACUAUGAUAAAGAACACGGUCCGUUGGCGCAAGGAAUUCGAAAUUGAUGCUCUUCUUGAGCAAGACCAUGGUAAUGAUUGGGACAAGGUGGCUUUCACUCAUGGAUAUGACAAAAAAGGCCAUCCUGUUUGCUACAACGCCUUCAGUGAGUUCCAGAACAAGGAUUUGUAUCAGAAUACUUUCUCAACUGAUGAGAAGCGCCAGAAGUUCCUUAAAUGGAGGAUUCAGUUCUUGGAGAAGAGUAUUAGGAAGCUUGACUUCAGUCCUACUGGCAUCUCUUCCUUUGUUCAGGUCAAUGAUUUCAAAAACUCCUUUGGAAUUGGCAAGAGGGAGCUCUGGCAGGCCACCAAGUUGGCUGUUCAAUUGCUUCAGGAUAACUACCCUGAGUUCCUAGCUAAACAGGUGUUUAUCAACGUUCCAUGGUGGUACCUUGCUUAUAAUAGAAUGAUUAGUCCAUUCCUGACACAAAGGACCAAGAGCAAGUUUGUAUUUGCAGGCCCAUCAAAGUCUGCUGAAACACUUUUCAAAUAUAUAGCUCCUGAGCAAGUGCCAGUUCAGUAUGGUGGGCUGAAGAGGGAGGAUGAACAAGAAUUCACCACUGAAGACCCUGUUACCGAGUAUACAAUCAAACCAUCAUCUAAAGAGACCAUUGAAUUCCCUAAUACUGAGACUGGCAUGCUGGUUUGGGAAGUCAGAGUUGUUGGUUGGGAUGUCAGCUAUGGAGCUGAAUUUGUGCCGGACGAGGAGGGCGGGUACACUGUGAUUGUACAGAAGUCAAGGAAGAUUGCCCCAACUGAUGAAACAGUGAUCUCUAACAGCUUCAAAGUAGGAGGGCCUGGUAAAGUGGUGCUUACCUUUGAUAACCAAACCUCCAAGAAGAAGAAGCUCCUCUACAGGUCCAAGACCAAACCAUCGUCAGAUUAAGCUUAAUUAAGCAAAUACCUUUGUGGCUGGUGGGUGUAAAUUCCUGUCAAUUGGGAGGGCAUUGAAUUGCAGAAUAAGCAACAGGGUUCUUUGUUUUUAAUACAGGGUUUAAUAUUUCUUUGAAACUUAAUUUUGUUUGGAAAUUUAAAAUGUGGGGGGUGAGGGAUUUUAUUUAUAUGUUCUUUUAAAAGUUAUUUUGGGAUUUUUGUUGUUUGGUUUGAAUUGUAAACCAUUAAUGGUGAAAAAACAGUCUGGGACUCGGGAUGCAUGAGAGACAAAUUCUGAAGUACAUAUGGUUGGGGAAUGGAGGUGUGUCGACUGUGAACAGAAACUUUGUUACUGCCUUUCACACUCUUGCCUGUAAAAUUUGUGUAAAUUUCUCUUAUUUUUUCA
Molecule: messenger RNA, 2519 nt
Organism: Quercus robur (English oak)
Lineage: Eukaryota; Viridiplantae; Streptophyta; Magnoliopsida; Fagales; Fagaceae
Product: patellin-3-like
Exons: 4
Coding region: 219-2126 (635 amino acids)
Molecular function (GO): lipid binding
Source: RefSeq, a predicted model, not a curated record